Messenger RNA from Rosa rugosa (rugosa rose), 2544 nucleotides. Its product is annotated as deSI-like protein At4g17486. The record is from RefSeq and is a predicted model, not a curated record. The transcript has 4 exons. NCBI's taxonomy places the organism in Eukaryota, Viridiplantae, Streptophyta, Magnoliopsida, Rosales, Rosaceae. The coding region runs from base 1458 to 2198 and encodes 246 amino acids. Gene Ontology annotation, molecular function: deubiquitinase activity. Gene Ontology annotation, biological process: protein deubiquitination.
GUCGUUUUUAGAAGGAGAAUUUCUUCGCCUCUGAUUAAACCAAUGACGACGCAGUAACAGUUACUAAAUUUAACAUAUUGAUUGAUCGGUGCACAAGGUAUUCACCGCUGGUAGUUUAACAGCUAAAUUUUACCAUGUUCCAAAUGUGUUGUGUUUUAUUGUUACAAAGUAUGUUCGGGACAUGAUAGAAGUUCUUUCAACUCUUAACUUAAGAGCUUAGCAAUAACCCUAUCAUCAGCACGAGAUGUCCGUGGAGGCCUUAACUAAAUACAAAAAGCAGUGGACGUGAGAAGCUGUAUCCUUCUGUGAAUGAAUAAAAGCUGGCAAUUUUGUUGCACUUUAAUUAUAGUAUAAUUGAUACACCUACAUAGUCAAUGCUGACUGCAUUAUGUUCAUGCGUAAACUAAAGGACAUGAUUGUAAUAUUCAUGAAGCUUUUUGUGUAAAUAGAAUAGAAUUAUGAACACUGGGUUUUGUCUAAUCAUUUGCUUUAUCAUUGUACAGCUUCUUGCUAGUUUAAUUUUUUUGAUAUUAGAAUUAAUCUAAUGAUUUCCGAUUAAAUUUUUUUUUUUAAACAUUAGUACUAUUUUUGCCAUUAUAUUUUAAUUUAUAGUUGAUUAAAGCAAUUCCUCACAUGUGUUUAAUUUGAGUCCUUAGAUUUGUCUUAUGCUGUUGUUUCUUUUCUGGUUUAGUUUACUGAUGUAAGAAUUAUUACAAUAAUACGUGCCAAUGUUGAUGUGACUCUUCAUCAACUGUUUAUGGAACAUGCAUUUCCCAUCCUCAUUUUGGUCAGUAAAAAAUAAUUAUCCUAAUAACAUUGUUUUAACUUUUAAGGUUUAAUCAAAAGUUCACAGUCAGAUAAUGACAAGACAAUAAACUGUUGAAAAGAGACCAACUUUAUUACUGCAGUCCACUUCAGCAAAUAUAAUAUUGGCAAAUACUAACCCUUUACCAAAUCUGAUUGAAGAAUACAAUACUAAUUUAAUUGUCCCAAUUUUCUUGCUUUGUUGAAUAAAAGAGAAAGAGGUUAAGGGGUAGAGCUGUAGUAAGUAGACACAGACAGUGAGAUAUUCCUCAGUCCUCACUGUAAUAAUAGUGGUGUAACUGUACCCUCUCUCCACACCCCAAUAAUAAUGAUAAUGAUAUUCCCUCUUGUCUUCUGAAUCAAAUUUUCUCUAGAUAUUGUGAAGAGAGAGAAGAGAGAAGAGGUGUUAAAGUUUCAACUUUCAGUUUUGGAGUUCUCUCUUGAUUUGUUUUAGCUUCUUCAGUAUUUUGUGGCCACCAGUUGGAAGUUGGAGGAAUACAAAGAGCUCUCUCUCUCAUAGCAGUUGUUGGUUACUGAAGCAGAGAGCUAGCUGCUGCUGCUGCUGGGUUUUGCUGGGCUCCAAUGGCUUCUGUCUUCUCUUAAUCUACUGGAGGCAAGCAUUGACUGUUUUCUGGUCACACUAUCAACAAAACAUGAAAUUUGAAUUAAAGAAAAGAUGGAAAUCAAUUGUCCCACUUCAGUUGAAACACAAAUCAGCCACCAGUUUUUCUUUAUUUCCCAAAUCGAAGUCAGAUUUUGGUCCGGGCAAAGCACCUGUAUAUCUCAAUGUAUAUGACUUGACACCCAUGAAUGGCUAUGUCUAUUGGGCAGGCUUUGGAAUUUUUCACUCUGGUGUUGAAGUUCAUGGUGUUGAAUAUGCAUUUGGAGCACAUGACUACCCUACCAGUGGUGUUUUUGAGGUUGAACCUCGGCAAUGCCCAGGAUUCAAGUUCAGGAAAUCUAUAUUUAUUGGGACAACAAGCUUAGACCCUAUUCAGGUUAGAGAGUUCAUGGAGCGCCAGUCAUUGAGGUACAAUGGUGAUACAUAUCACCUGAUUGUCAAGAAUUGCAACCAUUUCUGCAGAGAUAUCUGCUACAAGCUAACUGGGAAAUCAAUUCCAAAGUGGGUAAAUCGACUGGCAAGAAUAGGUUCAAUAUGCAACUGCAUACUUCCUGAAGCGCUAAAGAUUUCUGCUGUACAACAUGACCCUAACAACCAACCAUAUGAUAGUGAGAAGAGGAGUUUGAGAAGUGCCUUCAGUUGCCUGUCUUCUAUCUCAAUGCGGCAGAAGCAAUUGUCAUCAUCUUCAUUGUUUCUACAGUCACCCUUGAAAGGCUGCUUGCCACCAUGGGAAUUAAGAAGGUCAAACAAUGGUUCCUUGAAGGAAAGGUGAGUGUUUGCAGGAUUGCUGUUGGAUGACCAACCUCCAUGACCUUGCGAUGGGGAUUUGUUGCUAAUUUUUCGUGUGUCAGCACUUGGAAGGCUGCCAUCACUCAGAUUGUUUUAGUUAUCCCAGGUUUGCGGAGUCAUGUUUAUGAUUGUUGUAACUAUAGUUUGCAGCUAGCAAAUCUAAGAGAAAUUGCUAAUCAGUUUCUCUCUGUGUCAUAUUUUUUCAUUAGCCACUCUUUAUCUUGCAAAGGUUUAGAGGUAUCCUCCAGUCACCUCAAGUGUAAAUUGUCCUGUUAACUUUGGCUAGUAUAUCAGUCUCGACAAAUGAAUCGUCUCUUAUUCCUAUCUCA